Vicia villosa (hairy vetch) is the source of this 962-nucleotide messenger RNA. Its product is annotated as V-type proton ATPase 16 kDa proteolipid subunit-like. Gene Ontology annotation, cellular component: proton-transporting V-type ATPase, V0 domain. The coding region runs from base 122 to 616 and encodes 164 amino acids. Gene Ontology annotation, biological process: proton transmembrane transport. The record is from RefSeq and is a predicted model, not a curated record. Gene Ontology annotation, molecular function: proton-transporting ATPase activity, rotational mechanism. The transcript is spliced from 3 exons. Lineage: Eukaryota; Viridiplantae; Streptophyta; Magnoliopsida; Fabales; Fabaceae.
CCACGUUCACUAAUCAUUUUUCUCUACGGCAAUUGAGAUCGCAAAUCGGAACUUCUCUCUCUGAGAAAAUCGUAAAACCGUUUAUCUUAGAUCGGAUCUAUUCGACGUCGUUUCAGUAGGAAUGGCUCCUUUCAGCGGCGACGAAACGGCACCGUUUUUUGGCUUCCUUGGAGCCGCAGCUGCUCUCGUCUUCUCAUGUAUGGGCGCUGCGUAUGGCACAGCAAAGAGUGGUGUGGGAGUGGCUUCAAUGGGUGUGAUGAGACCGGAGCUGGUGAUGAAGUCGAUUGUGCCUGUUGUUAUGGCUGGUGUUUUGGGUAUUUAUGGUCUUAUUAUUGCUGUUAUCAUCAGUACCGGGAUUAACCCAAAGGCUAAGUCUUAUUACCUUUUUGAUGGUUAUGCACAUCUCUCCUCUGGUCUUGCUUGUGGCCUUGCUGGACUCUCUGCUGGUAUGGCUAUUGGGAUUGUUGGUGAUGCUGGUGUCAGAGCCAAUGCACAGCAGCCAAAACUUUUCGUUGGAAUGAUUCUUAUCCUUAUCUUUGCUGAAGCUCUUGCCCUUUACGGGCUCAUUGUUGGUAUUAUCUUGUCUUCACGUGCUGGCCAGUCUAGAGCCGAAUAAGUAAGGAGCUGUGUUGCAAAAUAUUCUUUGACCCCAAACCUUCUUAUUAAGAGGGCGAGGGGUGAAUUUUUAGUUGUGCGGUUAGUGAUGUUUGGACACCAAUUGCAGUAUUUAACAAAUACUUUGAAAGCAAUAGCUCCACCUGCUAUGUUAUUUGAUGGUGUUUGUAUAAGUUAGUCUAUCUUUGCUUAAUAAAGCUUUUUAAGCUUCGUCUCUAUUUUUCCUUUUGAAAUGUGUCAUCUCGGAUUAUAUGAGCCUACUUUGUUUUUGCUGCUACUGAAACUAGUGCGUGUAAUGAUUUAGUUGCGAAUAUAACUUGUAUGCAUUUGUGGAUUUUUUUCUUUCA